Molecule: messenger RNA, 411 nt
Organism: Cavenderia fasciculata
Lineage: Eukaryota; Evosea; Eumycetozoa; Acytosteliales; Cavenderiaceae
Exons: 2
Coding region: 1-411 (136 amino acids)
Source: RefSeq, a predicted model, not a curated record
AUGAACGAAUUGGUUCAUUACACUUUUCAAGACACAAAGAUCACAACACUUGUUGACCACACUGGUUUUGAAAUUCAUCAGACCAUUCAAGAAUUUAUAGAAAACAUUCCAUCAACCAUUUCAACAAUCAAACUUAAACCUGGUUCCAACCUUUUAGAAAUCUUCUUGGAUCACGUUACUCUUGGUUUAUUGAAUAUCAAAACAAUAUUAAUAGACAUUCACUUUGAAAUGACUGACCUCAUGAUAAAUAGUUUUACUAGGAAUGGAUAUCAAUAUCAUGGAGCAACAUUUAAAGGAGCAACUGAAAAAAGACAAUUCACAUUUAUUCAACAAAAAAAUAUGAAACUACUAUGCAAACAACAGGAUGGAAUCAAUUGGAGAUAUACAAUCCAACAAUUCCAUUUAAUUUAA